Macadamia integrifolia is the source of this 1359-nucleotide messenger RNA. RefSeq lists its product as uncharacterized. The record is from RefSeq and is a predicted model, not a curated record. The transcript has a single exon. The coding region runs from base 434 to 1144 and encodes 236 amino acids. NCBI's taxonomy places the organism in Eukaryota, Viridiplantae, Streptophyta, Magnoliopsida, Proteales, Proteaceae.
CCGUUUUAGAUGACAAAAAGGGCUUAAGAGAUGAGCUCGGUGAUGACUCUCUUGGAGUCUCACCUUCCUCCACGUCUCUGUGUCUUUGGCUCUUUGUAGACCAUGGAAGCCCAUGCUCUUGAGCAGAGAGAUUUCAACCCUUCUCCCUCUCACCUUACCCUUCUUAUCGCUGAAUAGUGGUUGCAUAAGGUGAGCUCUCAGAAAUCAGAAUUGGCGAUUGCUUCAAGGAGCAAGAGAACCUGAAACGCCUUGAUUCAUCCAAAUCCGAUUCAUUUUCAGGUGCACUCCAACUAGUCCCAAUUUCAUAUAUUUUUUUUUGUAGUGGAUUUGAUCGGAAUUUGUUUCUAGAUUGGUGGGUUUUAUCUGUCUUCGGAUCAAGGUCGGUGGGUUUUGAUUCAGAGAUCUGUUCUAUUAUUAUUUGGUUUCUCCCCAAAUGGUCUGUUCCCGUAAAUUGAUUUCGUUCUGCAAUUCCUCUGGUCGCCCUAUAAACAUGGCUACAAAUCCGUUAACAUAUCCCGAUCCAUCCACCAUUAUCUCAAGGCAGAAUCAUCAACUCCAAAGAAACAGAAAGCAACCCAAUUCUCAAAACCCCUUAAAGGUUCCACCUUGCAAUCAAUCUCGAGCUGCCGCGGUGGAUGUGUUGAUCUUCAUUGCGGUGAUUGGUGCUUCUGGGUUUCUGGUAUUUCCAUAUGUUAAGCUAUUCUUCCAUGGCAUUUCCGGAGUUGUCGAGGUGAUUCUUUCUGUUGUGAAAGACGAGGUAUGUCGAGCUCCAAUGGUCUAUGCAUCCAUGGGGCUUAGCUUUUUCUUUGCAACAUUGGGUAUAUGGGGUAUCUCUAAAUGCACCCGAACUGGUAGGAAAUGUGGAAACCCCAACUGCCGCGGCCUCCGUAACUCGGUGGAGUUUGAUAUACAGAUUGAGACUGAAGAAAAUUUGAAGAAUUCGAGUUCUUCCGUGAGCAAAGAUAGUAGUGUGCAGGGCCUUCUUGAAUUUGUACAAGAACAUCAUAAAGAAUUAGAAAAUGAAUUAAGGAAGAUGGCGCCUGCAAAUGGGAGGGCUGUCAUCGUUUUCCGUGCCAGAUGCGGCUGUCCUAUAGGUAGGAUGGAAGUUCCAGGACCGAAGAAGGUCAGAAAGAUCAAGAAGUAGAGGAAAUUUUAUUGGUUAUUGAUAAAGAGGAACUCGUAUAGGAGGCCAGUUUCAACUUGGAGAAAAAGAUUGCUUGUAUACUCAAGCUUCCCUGAACUAUACUGUAUUUAAAUAAGUCAGAUCAAAAUAAGCUUGUAAGGAUUCUAGUGAAAGUGAAUUUGAGCAUUAGCUUCAUAUGGUAUCUGUCUAUUAUAAUAUGAUGCAUUUCUCUCAAA